Carya illinoinensis is the source of this 480-nucleotide messenger RNA. RefSeq lists its product as uncharacterized. NCBI's taxonomy places the organism in Eukaryota, Viridiplantae, Streptophyta, Magnoliopsida, Fagales, Juglandaceae. Bases 1 to 480 code for a protein of 159 amino acids. The record is from RefSeq and is a predicted model, not a curated record. The transcript has a single exon.
AUGCAUGCACUUUGGUCAUGUGUUUCAGUCCAAGAUGUCUGGAGCUUGUGCUCACGGAAGCUGCAAAAAGGUGUGGUUAGAGAUUAUGAUUUUAAGGAGCUUUGGAGCCAUAUGAUUUCUGCACUGGAUAGCAAGGAGCAAGCUGAAUUUGCAGCCAUAGUAUACCAAAUUUGGAAGAGAAGGAACAACUUCAUUUUUGAAAACAAAUUCUGGGAGCCAGGGAAGGUAGUCGAGGCUGCAACUCAGGCUGUUUUUUAUUACAGUGAGGCUAAUGAAAAAGUUGUUGCAGUUCAGGAUCGACCAACUCUCAGUGUUCCUAGUUGGAGUGCACCACUGGUAAAUGUUUUUAAAGCCAAUUGGGAUCCUGCAAUUGAUAAAGUUAAGUGCAAAAUUGGUGUUGGUGUUGUGAUCAGAAAUUGGGAGGCCAGUGUGGUGGCGUCCUUAAGAUCACCAAAAGACUUCUUUCUGAUCCUCAUUUAG